ACCGAAGCAGCUGUAGACCGAAUUGGCUGCGACUUGAGGGAAGCGAGGCAUGGCUGAGGUACAAGACGACGAUCAGUGGCUGUAUGGCGACGACAAGGACGAGGGCAAGGAAGAGGAAGGCGAGCUGAGUGAAAAGGCUGAUGAGAGGGAGAAAACAGCCGAGGAAAAUGGCAAAGAAGAUUCAACUACAGAAGGUGGAGAAGGACAGGAUGCAGACAAGGACAAAGAUGAAGACAUGGAAAAAGACAAAGAUCAAGAUGGAGAAGAUAGAGAAGACAGAGACAAGGAUGGAACAAAUGAUGAUGCUGAGAAAGGUGAUGAAGAUGACAGCAGCGAUGAGGAUGAUGUGACCAUCACUAUUGGGGCCUUGAAGACUCAGCCAGACAUCAUUCAGGCCCCCACAGCUUCACAUCCUGUACGCUUCCAGCACAAGGCAGCACCAAGUGCUGGCCUGAAGGAUGAAGACUUCACUUCACCAGGGAAAGUGAAUGGUGUGCCUAUCACAGAAUUCAGUAUGGCAGAGUUGGAGGAGAAGCCAUGGAGAAAACCGGGUGCAGACAUCUCCGACUACUUCAACUACGGGUUCAAUGAAGAGACCUGGUUCAGAUACUGCGAACGUCAAAAGCGGAUGAGAAUCAACGAAUCUGGAGCAGGCCUGGCUGGGCUUGGCAUCAGUAUAACAAAGCCAUUUGGCAACACUCCAAACACCAUCCCAGUAACUAUUGUGAAUGACAAUAGCAAGUAUGGGGGGUCCGGAUCUCAGCGUCCCAAGGCAGGACCUCCACCACGCAACAAAGGCAUGGGACAGAUUGAUGUCAUAGGAGGAGCUUCCAAUCCUAACAAAACCAGCACUAUUCAGGUCAUGACAGCUGAUAGGCGAGAAUAUUCCAACAAGGUGAUGAGUGGCCCUCCCCCACCCCCAUCCCAGCCUUCUUACAAUGACAUGGAAUUUGGCGGCAAUCCAUAUGGAGAUGCUUACUAUCCUGGUGACAGUUCAUUUUAUGGUGGUGGUGGCGGCUUUGACAACCCCCAACCCUGGGGUGCAGGCCAGGCACCUCCUCCAAUGGGUCAGAACAGCUGGGAUGGGCCUGGAUCAGUUCCUCCCCCAACUGUAACUCCAGUGUCUAGUGCCCCAGGGUAUUUUGAAGAGGAGUCCAUGAGUGCUCCACCUCCACCACCUGAGCCAGAGGAGGAAAGGCACAGAUCUCGGCGAAGUCACCGGUCCCGCAGCCGCUCACCCAGCCGUCACAGGCACUCAGGAAGACACCGCUCCCGCUCACGUUCACCAUCCCACCGACACAAACGCAAGAAGUCCAAGAGAGAACGGGAUACAGACUGAUGAUAUGUUCAAAAGUACAAGCAUGUUUGGUGUAAGCCACAGUCAUUUAAGGGUUUGUUGCUUUGGGAUGUGAGAACUAUUUUUUAAGUUUUAAAGUGCAGCACAAGAACAUGUCUGUGGUGCACGAAUUGAAUUAUCAUUAUUUGUGUAGUUUAACACAAAAUAUCUAACAUCAGUUGAAGUAAAAUUAAUUAUUAU
Scylla paramamosain (green mud crab) is the source of this 1537-nucleotide messenger RNA. Its product is annotated as pre-mRNA 3'-end-processing factor FIP1-like. Lineage: Eukaryota; Metazoa; Arthropoda; Malacostraca; Decapoda; Portunidae. Gene Ontology annotation, cellular component: mRNA cleavage and polyadenylation specificity factor complex. The coding region runs from base 50 to 1339 and encodes 429 amino acids. The transcript is spliced from 9 exons. The record is from RefSeq and is a predicted model, not a curated record.